AAUAAAAAUGGCCGCUCCGGCGAAAAGCUUGCCGAGAGAUGCUCAAAUUAUGACUGCUAUUUUGAAAGAUCUUGGUGUUACUGAACAUGAGCCACGAGUCAUUAAUCAAAUGCUUGAAUUUGUUUACAGAUAUGUAUCUGAUAUAUUAGAAGAUGCCAGAGUAUACUCCAGUCAUGCUAGCAAGAAAACUGUCGAUGCUGAUGAUGUCAAGCUGGCCAUACAAUGUAGAAUGGACCAUUCCUUCACAUCACCUCCACCAAGAGAUCUUUUGAUGGAUAUAGCUAAACAUAAGAACAGCCAAGCUUUGCCUUUGAUUAAACCUUACAGUGGACUGAGGCUUCCUCCAGAUAGAUACUGUUUAUCUGCACCCAACUACAAGAUGGCCAGUCAUAGAACUGUCAAAAAGCAACAAGCCAGGAUACAGUUUGGUCUACCAAUGAGUCAACAGUUUCCAGGUUCACAGAGAAUUAGUAUUACACCACAUGGAAUCGCCAAAUCAAGUGGUAAUCCAAACCUAAGUGUCGUUACCAAAAAUAUGUCAGUUCCAACUGUUACCAUAGUUACUAAACCACAAGCAUCAACAGUGGUACAAAGACCAGCAUUUAGAAUAUCAGCAGGUACAAGUUUACAACCCAUUCAUGCCAGUCAGCCUAUGUCAUCCUCACUGCAUCCUUCAGCUUUGUUGUCUAAGACAUUACAGAUAUCACAGUCUACAGCCUCACUCAUAUCUAACAAUUCUCUUAAAAGGAAGCAUGAUGAUGAUGAUUAUGAUACAUAACAUGACAGAUAUUUUUAUACAUAACAUGACAGAUAUUUUGAUACAUAACAUCACGGAUAUUUUGAUACAUAAUAUAACCUCAAAGAUAUUUUGAUACAUAACAUUCACAGAUAUUUUAAAAGUUUUUGAACAAGUGAAAUAGACAAGAUGUGUACUGCAUUCAUUUUGUUCAUACUGUAAACUUAAUACAUAUUUCAAAACUUCUCUAUGAAAGAUUGAUUUUUCAUUUGGUUGUCAGCCAGAGCUUUUUUCUUUUUAGCUCACGGGGCCCAAGGGGCCCCAUGUGAGCUUAUGCCAUCACUUGGCGUCUGUCGUCCGUGUAAACUAUUUCAAGAAUCUCCUCCUCUGAAACUAACGGGCCAAAUACCUUCAAACUUUAACUGAAUGUUCCUUAGGGAAUCGAGUUUAUAAAUUGUAUCUGAAGUUUUGAUCCAUCAACAAACAUGGCUGCCAUGGCUAAAAAUAGAACAAAGGGGUCAAAUGCAGUUUUUGGCUUAUAUCUCAAAAACUAAAGCAUUUAUGGGCAAAUCUGACAGAGUAAAAAUGUUCAAUAGGUCAAGAUCUAUCACCCCAUGAAAUUUUCAGACGAACCAAACAACCCAUUGUUGAGUUGCUGCCACUAAAUUGGUAAUUUUAAGGGUAUUUUGCAGUUUUUGGUUAAUAUCUUGAAUAUUAUUGAAAAUAAAGAUAAACUGUAAACAGCAAAAAUGUUCAGCAAAGUAAGAUCUACAAAAAAGUUAAAUGACCAAAAUUGCCCAAUUGACCCCUUAAGGAGGGAAUGCCCUUUAAAGAUGAUUUUACACAAUUUGUUCAUCAUGUUUGCUAAUAUUUAAAAAUCUCCUCUGAAACUACUGUGCCAAAUACUUCCAAACUUUAACUGAAUGUUCCUUAGGGUAUCGAGUUUAUAAAUUGUAUCCGAAGUUUUGAUCCAUCAACAAACAUGGCUGCCAUGGUUAAAAAUAGAACAUAGGGGUCAAAUGCAGUUUUUAUACGACCGCAAAAACAAUUUUGCGGUCGUAUAUUGGUAUGACGUUGGCCUCGUCAGCGUGGUCAUCGUCAUUGUUGUAGUCGUCCUAAGACACAUUGGUUUUCGCACUCUAACUUUAGUUUAAGUGAAUGGAUCUCUAUGAAAUUUUACCAUAAUGUUCAAUACCACAAAAGGAAGGUUGGGAUUGAUUUUGGGGGUUAUGGUACCAACAGUUAAGGAAAUAGGGGCAAAAAAUAAGCAUUUUUGUAACUUCCAGACAUAACUUGUGUGUAAGUGUAUGGAUCUUUAUGAAAUUGUACUACAAGGUUCCAUAUCACAAAGGGAAAGCUGGGUUUGAGUUUGGGGAUAAUUGCCCUAAACGUUUAGGAAUUUGGGGCCUAAAAGGGGCCUAAAAACAAGCAUUUUUCUAGAAUCCAGACAAUAACUUGUGUUCAAGUGUAUGGAUCUCUCUGAAAUUGUACUGCAAGGUACCAUACCACAAACGGAAGGCUGGGAUUGAGUUUGGGGUGAUGAAUCAUAAGGGGGUUCAAAAAAUAUGGGGGAGGGUUUUUUUUUUCUUUAAAAUUUUCCAUUUUAAAUUGGUUAUUUCUGAUUUAUAUAUAAAAGCAAAUAAUAAUGAUAUGGUUUGAAUAGGUAAAUUAAAAAAUUUUAAGUUCUUAGACCACAUUCAUUCUGUGUCAGAAACCUAUGCUGUGUCAAAUAUUUAAUCACAAUCCAAAUUCAGUGCUGUAUCAAGCUUGAAUGUUGUGUCCAUACUUGCCCCAACUGUUCAGGGUCGUGGCGGUUUGCAGUGGUAACAAGCUGUGCCCAGCGGAGCAUUUUAUUGGCUUAUAUCUCAAAAACUAAAGCAUUUAUGGGCAAAUUUGACGGGGUAAAAAUGUUCAAUAGGUCAAGAUCUAUCAGCCCUGAAAUUUUCAGACGAACCGAACAUCACAUUGUUGGGUUACUGCCACUUAAUUGGUAAUUUUAAGGGUAUUUUGCAGUUUUUGGAUAUUAUCUUGAAGAUAAAGAUAAACUAUAAACAGCAAAAAUGUUCAGCAAAGUAAGAUCUACAAAAAAGUUAUAUGACCAAAAUUGUCAAUUGACCCCUAAGGAGUUAUUGCCCUUUAUAGUCAAUUUUUAACAAUUUUUUGUAAAUUUUUGUAAUCUUUUACAAAAAUCUUCUCCUUUGAAACUACUGAGACAAAUUGAACCAAACUUAGCUGCAAUCAUCAUUAGGGUAUCUAGUUUAAAAAUUGUAUCCGAUGACCCCACCUACCAACCAACAUGGCCGACAUGGCUAAAAAUAGAACAUAGGGGUAAAAUUCAAGUUUUGUCUAUUAUUUUUUGAACCGUUAUAAAUAGAGAAAAUCUGAAAGGGGCAAAAAUUUUCUGAAUAAUGAGCUCUACCAAUUGUCCAUAUAUGUCAAAACUGUUAGAACUAUUCUUAUAGGAGUUAUUGCCCAUAAAUGACAAAUUUUACCAUUUUUUUUCAUUUUUGCCUAUUACCAUGAAAACUAUGAUAUUUAGAGAGAAACAUUUUUUUUUCCUGUUGUGCCUUAUAUGAUUUAAAUUGUAAUAGAUAAAUAAACACUUUAAAUCACAUAAAUGAUCAGCAAGGCCAGAUCUAUUAAAAAGUCAAAUUUUGCCGAUGUAGUUAGUAGACUGUCACUCUUCAUAGGAGUGAUAGCCCUUAAAUGAGGAUUUUUUUUACCCUCUUUUGUGUUUUGAGCAAAAACUAAAGAAGAUAGAGAGAAACUUAACAGACUAAAAGAUCAGUAAUACAAGAUCAACAAAAUAGAGAUUUUUGUCAUGAAGUCUAUUCUCCUCUACAAUGUUGGAGAGUGUCCUUUGUUUGAUAUGCACAUAGACCAAGGUGAGCGACACAGGCUCUUUAGAGCCUCUAGUUAUUAAAUUUUACUGUUUUUGUUUAUUUUCUUUAAUAUUAUAAUAGAUAGAGAGAAAGCAUAAAUAACAAUAAAUGUUCAGCUAAGUAAGAUCUCCAAAUAAGUCAACAUGAUCAAAAUAGCCAAUUCACCCCUUAAGGAGUUAUUGCCCUUAAAACGUUUUUUUAUGCCCCAUUUAUGGACAUUAUGUUUUUUGGUCUGUGCGUCCGUUAGUUCGUUCGUCCGUCCGUCUGUCCUGCUUCAGGUUAAAGUUUUUGGUCAAGGUAGUUUUUGAUGAAGUUGAAGUCCAAUCAACUUGAAACUUAGUACACAUGUUCCCUAUGAUAUGAUCUUUCUAAUUUUGAUGCCAAAUUAGAGUUUUGACCCCAAUUUCACGGUCCACUGAACAUAGAAAAUGAUAGUGCGAGUGGGGCAUCCAUGUACUAUGGACACAUUCUUGUUUUUAAAUUUUUUGUGAAAGUCUAAUUACUUUUUCAAAAAUCUUCUUCUCUGAAACUACUUGGGCAAAUACUUAAAAACUUUAAUUGAAUGUUCCUUAGGGUAUCUAGUUUAUAGAUUGUAUUCAGGGAUUUGAUCCAUUCAAAAACAUGGCGGCAGUUUCUAAAAAUAGAACAUAAGGGUCAAAUGAAGUGUUGGCUUUCAUCUCAAAAACUAAAGCAGAAAGAGCAAAACUGACAUAGGUGAAAGUGUUAAACAGGUUUUAAUCUACCUGUCAAGUAAUCUUCAGACCAAUAGGACAACUUAUUGCAGGGUUAUAGAAAUAGUUAUUUUUUAGGAAAUUUUUUACAGUUUUGGGUUAUGUAUUAUCUUUAAUAUUAUUAUAGAGAAAGUGUAAAUGACAAAAUUGUUCAGCAAAGUAAGAUGUACAAAUAAGUCACAUGCCUGAAACUGAAAUUACAGGUGAGCGAUAUCAGGCUUUCAUGAGCCUCUUGAUUUCAAAUGCUUUCAAGGGAACUGGUUUGUGCUAUAGAUUAAGAAACAAAUGAGAGUCUUCAGAUAAAUGUGAUUUUAAGGAAUAAAACAUUUGUACAGAU
Mytilus californianus (California mussel) is the source of this 4686-nucleotide messenger RNA. Its product is annotated as transcription initiation factor TFIID subunit 9-like. The coding region runs from base 8 to 778 and encodes 256 amino acids. Gene Ontology annotation, molecular function: protein heterodimerization activity; transcription coactivator activity; RNA polymerase II general transcription initiation factor activity. The record is from RefSeq and is a predicted model, not a curated record. The transcript has 6 exons. Gene Ontology annotation, cellular component: transcription factor TFIID complex; SAGA complex. Gene Ontology annotation, biological process: RNA polymerase II preinitiation complex assembly; DNA-templated transcription initiation. Lineage: Eukaryota; Metazoa; Mollusca; Bivalvia; Mytilida; Mytilidae.